AAGCAUCCCGGCAACAGGGGGCGGGUAAUGAUCCGCGAUCCCGAGCAGAGCGGCGGCGUCGUAGCAGUAGAGAGAGGGAGAGAGAGAGAAGAGUGAUCGGCGAUAUAUAGAAGGAAUUCAGGCUUAGCACUCGUCAGUGCGAUGAAUUUCGCGUCUGUGGUUGACCCCAACCAACCCCGUCCCUCGUCCAUAGCUGCGGAAAGGAUCGGUCAACGGAGAUGGACGCUCAGCAGCUCGUGUGGAAGGGGGCAAUACCCUUGCAGAUUCAUCUCCACGAGUCCGAAGUCACCACCCUCCCUCCUCCUCCCCCUCUCCUCGUUUUAGCUCCUCGGAUUGGCUAUCUGCCGCUGCUGGUACCCCAGAUAAGGCCUCACUUCAGCAGUGCUCUGCCUCCCGGGGUCGAUACCGUCUGGUUCGAGUACAAGAGCUUGCCCCUGAAAUGGUACAUUCCAACUGGGGUUCUCUUUGACCUCUUGUGUGCAGAGCCCGAGCGGCCUUGGAAUCUGACGGUACAUUUCAGAGGGUAUCCAGGAAACAUACUGAUCCCUUGUGAAGGUGAGGACUGCGUUAAGUGGAGUUUCAUCAAUUCAUUGAAGGAGGCAGCUUAUAUCAUAAAUGGAAACUGCAAGAAUGUUAUGAAUAUGUCACAACCUGAUCAGCUGGAGCUAUGGCGCAGUGUCUCAAAUGGUGAUUUAGAAGCCUACAGACAAGUAUCGUCAAAGCUUAAACUGGGAAUGAUUGAGGAUGAAUACUCUAUAAACACAAACUCAAUUACACUCAAAUCUCAAGCGCGGAGUGCUGAGACCGAUGUGGCUGGACAAGUGAGGACAGUUAGAAUACCAGUUCGAUUGUACGUUUGGACCAUUAAUGAAGAUUUUGAGGAUUUAGAAGAUGCACCUCAAAUAGAUAGCUGGGACAAGAUCUCCUACCUAAAUCGUCCUUUUGAAAUCCUCAAAGAAGACAACAAAUGCUUCACGCUGUCUGAAGCGAUCAAGACUCUUCUGCCGGAACUUUUCAGCCCUAGAAACCCUGGAAUGGAAGAAGAACGAUCUAAAGUGGUAACUGAGAACGAAAGUACAGCUCCUUCAGAAGACACAGGCGUGAGGACUGAAGAUCAAGGAGGAAGAGCAAGUGCAUCCCUGGAUUCUCAGUCGUUGGCCAACCUUGCAGAGAUCAAGUUUGUGCGGAUCCAAGGGAUUGAACCGAGACUGGAUAUUCCCUUCUCUUGGGUUGCGAAUAACCUGAUGUUCCCCGAGUAUUUUAUCCAUGUAUGUGUCUGUGUAAGAGUUGCUCAAGAAAAUAGCCAGUGAUACCUAUUAAGUAGUAUCCUCUCAUUCCUGAAAUCCCUUUUGAAGGAGUAAAUUCCAUACCGAUGAAAUUCGUUCAUUGUAAGUAAAUGUACAGGAAUAUCAUGGAAAUGUUAAUUUGGACCAUCUUGGAGAUCUGCUA
This is a messenger RNA of Punica granatum (pomegranate), 1449 nucleotides long. The record is from RefSeq and is a predicted model, not a curated record. Lineage: Eukaryota; Viridiplantae; Streptophyta; Magnoliopsida; Myrtales; Lythraceae.